AUUGUCCUGUCCAUCCUCCCUUUCUCUCAAAAAAUUUCAACUUUCUCUCACUAUAUAUAUAUCUAUAUCUUCGAUUAUAGCAACAAAAAAAAUAAAAAUAAAUCACAUAUAACACCUUAUCCCAAAAUCAAGAACCCCAAAAUUAGUUAGCUAUUGUUCUUUUCUUGGAUCAUGUAAAAAAGACCCAAACCCCAUUUUUGGAUUUGGAUCUUGUUUUUUUGUUUGUGAUUUGAUUGGAUCGGGUUAUUUAACCAUGACCCGAAGGUGUUCACAUUGUAGUACUAACGGGCAUAACUCAAGAACAUGUCCUAACAGAGGUGUAAAGUUAUUUGGUGUAAGAUUAACUGAUGGGUUGAUUAGAAAAAGUGCAAGUAUGGGUAAUUUAACCCAUUUUGCUACUAGUAGUAGUGGUAAUACACCUUUAAAUGGUGUUGUUCAUGAUUCACCUGGUGAUACACCUGAUCAUAUUGCUGUUGGUGGUGGUGGUGCUGAUGGUUAUGCUUCUGAGGAUUUUGUUGCUGGUUCUUCAUCUAGUCGUGAAAGAAAGAAAGGGGUUCCCUGGACUGAGGAGGAGCAUAGGAUGUUUCUACUUGGUUUGCAAAAACUCGGUAAAGGUGAUUGGCGUGGAAUUGCUCGUAACUAUGUAAUUUCUAGAACGCCCACCCAGGUUGCAAGCCACGCCCAGAAAUAUUUCAUCAGGCAAACUAAUAUGUCAAGGAGAAAAAGACGCUCUAGUCUGUUUGAUAUUGUUGCUGAUGAAUCGGGGGACACUCCAAUGAUAUCAAGGGAUUUCCUCGGAGAUGAUGCUCCACAAGCCGAGAUGCAAAGCAACAAUCCACUGCCUUCUGCUCCUGUUGUGGAUGAAGAAUGUGAAUCAAUGGGGUCUGCCGCUUCUGCCAACUCUAACGAUGGGGAACAUUCUCUACCCAAACCAGAAAGUUCACAAUACCCUCAUCAACUUGUAUAUCCUGCUUAUGUCGCUCCAUUUUUCCCGAUGCCUUAUCCAUGUUGGCCGGGUUAUACUGCAGCAGAGCCAGCAAAGGCAGAGACCCAUGAAGUUCUCAAACCAACAGCUGUUCAUUCAAAGAGUCCGAUUAAUGUUGAUGAGCUGGUUGGUAUGUCAAAGCUAAGUUUAGGUGAAUCCAUUGGUGAUGCUGCCAAGCCACCGUCUCUGUCACUAGAACUGGUCGAGGGCUCCUCCAGGCAGUCAGCUUUUCAUGCUAAUAAUCCUUCAUCUGGUAGCUCAGGCAUGAACUCUAGCCACAGUCCAAUCCAUGCAGUUUAGUCGGGUGCAUUCACAUGAUAUGUUUCCUGUUAAUAUAUGAUGAUAAUGUUCUGUAGUUUGGUUGGGUUAGUUUAUAGUUCUAUUUGUUGGGUCGAUCUUAAUAAGAUUGGUUUAGGUGGUAACUGUUAGUUGGCAAUACUCGUAGCUUGUGGACACUCAUGUUUUGAAGUAUUCAAGUUGUUGACGUUUUGACUUUUGAGUCAAAAAAAUUUCGUUCU
This is a messenger RNA of Lycium barbarum (goji berry), 1503 nucleotides long. Its product is annotated as transcription factor KUA1. Gene Ontology annotation, biological process: response to auxin; response to gibberellin; response to ethylene. The transcript has 3 exons. Gene Ontology annotation, molecular function: DNA binding. The coding region runs from base 254 to 1285 and encodes 343 amino acids. The record is from RefSeq and is a predicted model, not a curated record. NCBI's taxonomy places the organism in Eukaryota, Viridiplantae, Streptophyta, Magnoliopsida, Solanales, Solanaceae.